AUGGGUGAACUUCCUUCUGUUCGUAUCACACCUGGCAGACCGUUCAAGACUUCAGGCGUCGACUUCGCUGGUCCAAUACAGUUGCGUACAUCUAAGGGUAGAGGCCAUAAAGCAUUUAAGGGAUACAUUUGUCUUUUUAUUUGUAUGAAAACAAAAGCAGUACAUCUUGAAGUUGUAAGUGAUCUUACUAGUAAAGGUUUUAUUGCAGCUUUCAAGAGAUUCACAUCCAGAAGAGGACAUUGUUCAGAUGUUUGGAGUGACAAUGGAUUAAACUUCGUAGGGGCUGCAAAGGAGUUAAAGGAUAACGCUAACAUUCGUUGUUCAAGUGGUAUGAAGGAUAUAGUUGAGUUACUAGCGAAUGAAGGCACUAUCUGGCACUUUAUUCCACCGAGAGCCCCCAAUUUUGGUGGCCUUUGGGAGGCUGCGGUCAAAAGUGCCAAAACUCAUCUUGUUAAGGUCGUUGGAAACUCAACGUUGACAUUUGAAGAGAUGACAACUCUGCUAUCACAGGUCGAAGCGUGCUUGAAUUCUAGACCCAUCUGUCAACUAAAUGAUAAUCCAGAUGAUUUGUUUCCACUAACGCCAGCUCAUUUCCUCAUUGGUGAGGCAACUAUGAUAAUUCCUGAACCAGACCAUGAGAAUACAAGAUUAAGCGCAUUAGAUAGAUGGACCUUAGUACAAAAAAUGACGCAACAGUUUUGGAAACGCUGGUCAACAGAGUAUCUGCAAGGACUACAGAGAAGACAAAAGUGGCAAAAAUCUUCAAUGUCUCCCGAUGUCGGUCAAUAA
Molecule: messenger RNA, 789 nt
Organism: Papilio machaon (common yellow swallowtail)
Lineage: Eukaryota; Metazoa; Arthropoda; Insecta; Lepidoptera; Papilionidae
Exons: 1
Coding region: 1-789 (262 amino acids)
Biological process (GO): DNA integration
Molecular function (GO): nucleic acid binding
Source: RefSeq, a predicted model, not a curated record